AUGCAGCUGUUCCUUGCCCCAGAGGUGGCUGCAUCUCAGCACCAGGCUCGGCCGGCUCGGGGCUCCCCCCCCCCCCGGCGGGGCUCGGGCUCGCCGGGGCUCGCAGGGCGGCGCGCCGCGCCGGCAGUGCGCAGUGGGCUGUGCGCUGCGGCGGGCGGGCGGGCGCUCCGGUUGCCGUCGCUCGGCGGAGGCAGCAGCCGGGGCGGCCCCGCAAAGGCCCCUCCCCCCGGGGCUCCCCGCAAGGCUCCGGCGGCGGCCGGGACCCUGCAGCCCCCUGGGGGCUCGCCAGCCGGCCCGGGGGGAGAGGCAGAGCGGGGCGGGUCGAGGCCCCCCCCGCCCCAGUCCCUCUCCAUCAUUGCGGGGCGCAGGGCGCACGGCUCCGGGCGCAGCCUCCUGCGGGCGUCCCUCUCCAUGGAGGGGGGACCGGGGGCGCCCGGGGCCGACAGCCCGAACCGGGCCGUGGAGUACCUGCUGGAGCUCAACAACAUCAUCGAGACCCAGCAGAAGCUGCUGGAGACCCAGCGGCGCCGGAUCGAGGAGCUGGAGGGGCAGCUGGAGCAGUUGACCCAGGAGAACCGGGACCUGCGCGAGGAGAACCGGGAGCAGCCCGGGCGGGAGCGGGAGCGGGAGGGGCCGUUCCACCAGCACCCGGGCCGGGAGUACCAGGGCCGGCCGGAGCGGGACAGUCAGUACCAGGGCCGGCCGGAGCGGGACGGGCAGUUCCAGAGCCGGCCGGAGCGGGACGGGCAGUUCCAGAACCGGACGGAGCGGGAUGGGCAGUUCCAGAGCCGGCCGGAGCGGGACAGUCAGUUCCAGAACCGGACGGAGCGGGACGGGCAGUUCCAGAACCGGGAAGGCCAGUACCAGAACUGGGAAGGGCAGUUCCAGAACCGGGAGGGCCAGUACCAGAAGCGCGGGGACGGGCCGUACCAGAACCGGGAUAAGGAGCCAGAGCCGCACCCCGGGAACCGCGAGGGGCCCUACCAGAACCGGGACGGCCACUACCGGGACCAAUGCCAGCUGCACCGAGACGGCGGCUCCCUCCGGGAGCGAAGCGGCCCCCACCCGAACCGAGACAAGGAGCGGGAGUACCCCCGCCCGCCCCGGGAGAGGGAGCGGGGCCCGCUGAGCCGGGGCGUGUCCCGGAGCUCCAGUCCCGGAGCCGGCGGGGGCCACAGCACCAGUGCCAGCACCAGCCCUGCCACCACUCUGCAGAGAAAGUCCGAUGGUGACAACUCCCGAACCGUCAGCGUGGAGGGGGACCCGCCGGGCAGCGAGGCGGGGCCGACGGUGGACAGCCCGGGCAGCCAGGCGCCCUACCGCUGCGGGGCCGAGCUGGCCAAGGCUGGGGAACCCUACGCCCGGGGCCCCCUGACUGCCACCGUCUCCGCCUGCCACCCCCCGGCCCCCGGGCUGCCCUGGGCCCAGCGGGCGCGGCUGCAGCCGGCCAGCGUGGCGCUGCGCAAGCAGGAGGAGGAGGAGAACAAGCGCUCGAAGGCCCUUUCGGACAGCUAUGAGCUCUCCACCGACCUCCAGGACAAGAAGGUGGAGAUGCUGGAGCGGAAGUACGGGGGCUCGUUCCUGAGCCGGCGGGCGGCCCGCACCAUCCAGACGGCCUUUCGCCAGUACCGCAUGCAGAAGAACUUCCAGCGGCUGCGCAGCUCGGCCUCGGAGAGCCGCAUGUCGCGCCGCAUCGUGCUCUCCAACAUGCGCAUGCAGUUCUCCUUCGAGGAGUUCGACAAGGGGCCGGCCGCCGCCCCCUACUUCGAGGGCAAGCCGGCCUCCCUGGACGAGGGCACCAUGGCCAGCGCCCGCCCCCACCUGCUGGAGCGCGGGGGGCUGCCCUACGGGGGCUCCUGCCGGGCCGGCCUGGAGAGCGGCUCGCUCCACGCCUCCUCCGGCGACUUCUGCAGCGAGAUCACCGAGCUGGAGGACUCCUUCGCCAAGCAGGUGAAGUCCCGGGCGGAGUCGAUCGACGAGGCCCUGAACUGCCACCCGCUGCCGGCGCCGGAGGGGGGGGGGCCCGGCCCGCUGGAGAAGAGCGAGUCGAAGGAGCAGCAGGGGGACAGCGCAGCCACCUCCUUCAGCGACGUCACCCUGUACCUGGACGAGGGGGUGCCGGCCUCCCCCCUCUCCCUGGAGCGGCCCCCCAGCUCGGAGCCCCCCGAGCCCGCCCCCCCGGCGGCCCAGCCCCGGCCCGAGUUCUGGGGGGCCCCGCAGCGGGAGGACAGCCGGGAGAACGGGGCCGGCCGGCGCGGGACCCCCUGCCUGGAGUGCCGGGACUUCCGCCUGCGGGCCCACCUGCCGCUCCUCACCAUCGAGCCCCGCGACAGCUCGGUGGACCUGAGCGACCUCGAGCGCAGCUCCGUGCACCGGGCCUGGCCUCACGAGCCGGACGGCUGCGGGGCCCCCAAGCACCCGCCGGCCCCCCCGCCCCCGGCCCCCUCCCCCCACCCCCUGCGCCACUACCGCCCCGAGCCCGCCCCGCCCCCGCCCCCGCCGCCCGGACGCCUGGCUCCCGAGCACUCGGACGGCGACAACGACAGCCUGCAGAGCAGCAGCAACUCCACCGAGACCGUCAACUGCAGCUCGGGGUCCUCCUCCCGGGACAGCCUGCGGGGCCCCCCGCCCCCGCCCCCCCCGGCGCCCCCGCCCGCCGGCCCCGGCCCGGGCCUGUGCAAGCAGACGUACCAGCGGGAGACCCGCCACAGCUGGGACUCGCCCGCCUUCAACCACGACCUGCUGCAGCGGCGCCAGUACCGCAUCGGGCUCAACCUCUUCAACAAGAAGCCGGAGAAGGGGAUCCAAUACCUCAUUGAGAGAGGGUUCCUCUCGGACACGCCAGUCGGGGUCGCUCACUUCAUCCUGGAGCGCAAGGGCCUGAGCCGGCAGAUGAUUGGCGAGUUUCUCGGCAACCGGCAGAAGCAGUUCAACCGCGACGUUCUCGACUGCGUGGUGGAUGAGAUGGAUUUCUCCAACAUGGACCUGGACGACGCCCUGCGGAAGUUCCAGUCGCACAUCCGGGUGCAGGGGGAAGCGCAGAAAGUCGAGCGUCUCAUCGAAGCCUUCAGCCAGCGCUACUGUGUCUGCAACGCCCCGCUUGUGCGCCAGUUCCGGAACCCGGACACCAUCUUCAUCCUGGCCUUCGCCAUCAUCCUCCUCAACACGGACAUGUACAGCCCCAGCGUCAAGCCCGAGAGGAAGAUGAAGCUGGACGACUUCAUCAAGAACCUCAGAGGGGUGGAUAACGGGCAGGACAUCCCCCGCGACCUCCUGGUGGGGAUCUACCAGCGCAUCCAGAGCCGCGAGCUGCGAACGAACGAUGACCACGUCUCCCAGGUCCAGACCGUCGAGCGCAUGAUCGUGGGGAAGAAGCCGGUGCUGUCCCUGCCCCACCGUCGCCUGGUCUGCUGCUGCCAGCUCUACGAGGUGCCCGACCCCAACCGGCCCCAGCGGCUCGGCCUGCACCAGAGAGAGGUCUUCCUCUUCAACGACCUGCUGGUGGUGACGAAGAUCUUCCAGAAGAAGAAGAUCAUGGUGACGUACAACUUCCGCCAGAGCUUCCCCCUGGUGGAAAUGCACAUGCAGCUGUUCCAGAACUCCUAUUACCAGUUCGGGAUCAAGCUCCUGUCGGCCGUGCCGGGCGGGGAGCGGAAGGUGCUGAUCGUCUUCAACGCCCCCAGCCUGCAGGACCGGCUCCGCUUCACCAGCGACCUGCGGGAGUCCAUCGCCGAGGUGCAGGAGAUGGAGAAAUACCGCGUGGAGUCGGAGCUGGAGAAGCAGAAGGGGGUGAUGCGCCCCAGCGCCUCGCCGGCGGGGGGCCCGAAGGAGGCGGUGAACGGGACGCUGACGCGGAGCAGCCUGGAGGACACCUACGGGCUGGGCGAUGGGCUGAAGCGAAGCGCCCUGAGCAGCUCCCUGCGCGACCUCUCCGACGCCGGCAAGCGGGGCCGUCGUAACAGCGUGGGAUCCCUGGACAGCACCAUCGAAGGGUCUAUCAUUAGCAGCCCCGCCCCACCAACGCAUGCCCCCGCCCCGCUGGAGGAGUACAAGGCUCAGCCCCGCCCCAUCUCCAACUCCUCCUCCUUCCUGGGCUCCCUCUUCGGCAGCAGGCGGGGCCGGGCCCCCUUCCCGCUGCCCCCCGGCCAGGCCUCGGCCCCCUCCGCCCACCCCCUGUACCCGCUGCCCCUGUCCCCGAUGGCCCUCCAAACUGCAGGCCCUCCACGCCCAGUACUGCCACGUGGCCCCGCCUACCCCAGCAGCCCCGCCCCAGCAGCCGGCUCCGCCGCCCCGCUGCCCCCGUGGCUGCUGCCCCGCCCCGCUUCCACAUGUCCUCCCAGCCCCGCCUCGGCACCCCAGAAGCAGACGCCGGCCUUCCCCUGGUGCACCAGCAUUACACCCUCCAGCGGCCCGGGCACCAGAGGCGGCUGCACCAGGAGCGGGGCCCCGGACGGGCCUGCGGGGAGCGGGGGCCCCCGGCCGAGGAUCGGGCCCCGGCGGCGGAGGAUCGGGCCCCGCGGCGGCCGUGCGGAGCGGCCCCCGGCGGAGGAGCGGGGCCCCAAGGCGGAGCAGGGGCCCUGGGGGCCCUGGCCGGGGCGAGGCCGAGCCCCCGAGGAUUUCCUGCCGCCCCCCGAGGGCCCCGUCUUCGAGCCCAGCUGGGCCGAGUUCCGCGACCCCCUGGGCUACAUCGCCAAGAUCCGGCCCAUCGCCGAGAAGAGCGGGAUCUGCAAGAUCCGGCCCCCCGCCGACUGGCAGCCCCCCUUCGCUGUGGAAGUGGAUAACUUCAGGUUCACCCCGCGCAUCCAGAGGCUUAACGAAUUGGAGGCGCAGACGCGGGUGAAGCUGAACUACUUAGACCAGAUUGCGAAGUUCUGGGAGAUCCAGGGCUCCUCGCUCAAGAUCCCCAACGUGGAGCGGCGCAUCCUCGACCUCUACAGCCUGAGCAAGGUCAGAGGCUGGGUUGCAGUCAGGGGAGAGGGCCGGCGGCACCGGGGAUGA
This is a messenger RNA of Mauremys reevesii (Reeves's turtle), 4998 nucleotides long. RefSeq names its product IQ motif and Sec7 domain ArfGEF 2 (gene IQSEC2). The record is from RefSeq and is a predicted model, not a curated record. Gene Ontology annotation, biological process: regulation of ARF protein signal transduction; actin cytoskeleton organization. NCBI's taxonomy places the organism in Eukaryota, Metazoa, Chordata, Testudines, Geoemydidae. Gene Ontology annotation, molecular function: guanyl-nucleotide exchange factor activity; protein binding; DNA binding.